GGGGUUCAUUCCUGGAAUUAUAUUAGUCAUUUCACAUCUCAAACCUCAAGUGCUCUUGGCAGGACACUUAACACCAAUUUUUCUGAGAAUUGCUGGCAGAGAGCAGAGUGUAUGGUCAGUGAGGAACAGUUGUGCAAAACAGUGGUUGAGGUAUUGUACCUUCUUGGCAAAUGAUUUUAUCACAGAUUACAUGUAAGUCAUGUACAUGUAUUGGCAGAUGUCAGAUUAAAACUUGGUGUGAAGAACGAGACAUCCAUGUUUAAUGUGUCUGGUACAUGUUGAUGUUGACAAGUUACCGUGCAACAGCGUUGGCAACAAUGUAGAGGAGAGUUACUUGGCUACUGAUGAGACAUGGCGUAGGGCAUGGCGCAGCAGACGGCUCAACUGUCAGAAAGGUUACGAUUGGCUGCCAGCAAAGGUGAAGUGAGUUACAUCCGAGAGCUGGUCCAAUCAGGAGCCGGAUUCACAGCAGACAAGUAUGGGCGGACGGCACUCCACUACGCAGCAAACUAUGGCCAGGCAGAAGCAGUCAAGUUGUGUGUUCAUCUGGGAUGUGAUCUAGAUGCACAGGAUGUUUAUGGUUGCACCGCUUUGCACCGGGCUGCAAUUGAUAACCAUACAGAUGCGGUCAGAGCAUUAUUGCUGGAGGGGUGUGCGGUGGAUAGACAAGAUGAGAAUGGCAACACUGCAUUGCAUGAGGCCACCUGGACUGGCUAUGAUGAGAUUGUUGUCGCAUUAGUCAAACAAGGGAAGGCCAACUUACAUGCAAGCAACAAGUAUGGUAAUAAGCCUCUACACCAAUCUUGCCAAAAUGGCCACAGUGAGACCACGAGGAUACUGCUCAGAGCUGGCUCCCACCCAAACAUCAAGAACAACAAUGGUGAGACUGCAUUACACAUCGCUGCUCUGUUUGGCCACAUCACCUGCUGUAGGAUCCUAGUUAGUGCCAACUCCAAUGUUAAUAUCACGAACUCGGAAGGGAACACAGCUCUGCACGUUGCUGCUGGACUCGGAAAGAAGAAAAUAUCCAAGAUAUUGAUUGAAGCAUCCACUGAUCUCAGCAUCAGUAAUAAUAAUGGAGAGACAGCUUUGGAGAUAGCCAGAAAGAAUGAUCAUGCUGACGUUGUCAUGCUCAUAUUGGCUGCUAUUAAGUUGCAGAAAAGCAAGUCUUCCAACCAUCACCACCACCACCACCACAACAAAACCCCGCACAAGCCCCCAGCUGCAGGCCAGGACAGACCCGAGGCCACCCAGCAGCACCACAGACACAAACAGGAUGCAGAGGUGGCCGAUGCCAGUAAGCCAGAUGAGGCUCGCGUCAGAGGCAGGAGGGAGCUGCGUGAACAGGAGAGAAAGGAGAGCCAAGAGAGAGCAGCCGCAAGUCACCAGCACAAGAAAGAUGGAGAGGAACGGAAGAAGAAAUCAGGGAAGCCGUCCGCACUGGCCAAGAAGCCAAUUCUUGCCACCAACCAGUCACAGCGAACUACCAGCCACAAGCAGGUGACCUUCGUCAAGGAGGAGCUGAGGAACGCAGUGCUGUGGGAGAAGCAGCUCCAUCAGCAAAUCCACAGCGUGAAGUUUGAAGACGUUGACGGCAAGGGUCAUCAUCACCGACACAAGCAUCAUCAGAAAUGUUUGUACAAAGACGACAAAGGCAAUGUCACUAAGGGUACGACCACCAGCUACUGCACCUGCUCCAUCUACAUCCACAAACUCCAGAAUCAGCUGGAGGCCAGCAAGGAGAAGAUGCUGUACGAGAUUGACACCACGAGGGCACAGUUUGAACACCAGCUGGUCUCGCUGGACAAGAAGCUGACACAUCAAGGCAGCUGCCUGGACCAGCUGUGCAAGGAGCGUGUGGCCUCCGAGCACACUGAGUGCCUGCACCGCAUUGACCGCCGCAUUCUGCAGGAGAGGGCGCUUUGGUCAGAGGAGUAUGAGCGCCGGCUGAGCUACGUGCGCGAGGAGCUGCGUCGCUACUUUGAGGUGCGCCUGCGGACGGUUCAACAGCAGCUGGCUGUGUAUUAUCCCUCGGACGAGCGCCAGCCACUGCACGGCAAUCCGUCCGGCUUCGAGAGGAUCUCUGAAGGGACUGAGGACUCAUCGGGAUCAGAUCCCAACACACGGCAGCGGGUCAAGGCAGAGAUAGUUGGCCCCAGCGGGAGGAUGAUUGCCAGGAGGAGGCCGUCCCCGAAUCCAGGUCAUAGCACCAGAGUCGCCAGCGCAGAUGGACGCCUGACCCAUUCAAACCACCCAAGACAAAAUGGGAUACUGAACCAUCACGUGAACGGAGAACAAUCACACGAUGCAUAUCAAUCAAAUUACACAGAGGAUAACAGGGGAAGGUCACGAAUGGUGAUGCGUGGACCCCCACCCAGGGGCAGGAGAACCAGCAGCUUCACAAGGGCAGUGCAGCAUCAGAAUGCCUCUGCCAGCCCUGGACACCCCAAGGAUGAUCAUUCGGGAAAAGAGCUGGUCUCAGCUACAUACAUUCCCCCCAUCGCCCAUCCCGAUCUUCCGCAGUCUUCCAAGCCCAGAGAACCUGAGAGCGCAGUGGUUGCCGCGAGUUUUAAUUUCAAGACGGACUCCAGUGGGGAGGAAUCCUCGAGCAGCAGUACCAUCUCACUAAAGACAGUGUCGCGCCGUCCUGUCCGGGCCAACCAUUCCGAUACGCAAGUCCAGGGAUCGGAGUGCACCUCGGAAGCUCCGCAUGCCUCAGACAACCGUCCCUUCCAGAGACUGUCAAAGAUCGCUCUGGAGCAGAAAGCCCAGUUUGAAAGCCAGCAGGGACAUCACACAAAAGCUUCUGGACAUUCCCAGGAGGCAGUGAGACAGCAACCCGUCAGUGCAUCUUCAUGGCAAAAGUCCGCAUACAGAAUUCCUGCAGAUGUUACUGCUCAGUCAUUGCCUAGCAACCCACAGUCCAAUCAGACCUCCCCAGAUUCAAAUUCACCCUCGUCAUCCCAGUAUUCGCCCAAUCAGUGUGGCUAUUCAAACUCCUCCUCUGGGGUGUCGUCGGGAGAUGCGGCGACUGCGUCCUCGAUCCGAACUCGUCGCAACCCCAUCGACGAUGUCUUGAUCCGGGCUUUUGCCAUGGAACGCGAGAGGCAAACAAUGCGCAAGUCAAACAAUCGGCCCGGCACUGCCAGGGCAGACUUCCCCAAGUCCACCGAGGAUUCCAAACCAUCUGCGUAUGUCAAGGGUUUUGCCAGAGCAGACUUGAGCCAGUCAGACAGUCUUCAGGUAACACCCUCGAGGAAAACUCACGAACUUCAAAUAUGAAUCCACGUUUAUAUUGGUGCCAGCUUUCUGUUUUACAUGAAUAUUGCAUGCAUGGGCUUGAGUGGGCCGAGGGUGUUUUCUGACGUAACUUAAGUUCACCUUUGUUUUUCAUGUACCAUUUAAAUUUAUACCUGUGUACAAAAGGUGUCCUGCUCAUCACUGAAACUUUCACUCUUUAUUUUAAAGUGUGCUAUCAGUAUUUUAUGUAUUGAUUGAUUGAAUAGAGCAUGCAGUUCAUCAGGCAAACCAGCUGUUCAUGAAGUGUCUCACUUUUUACAUUUUAUUUUAAUUUCUCCUGUACAUACAUUGUACUUACAAAUAUUGUUAUGCGUACAGUGCUCCAAGCAUUUUCUUCUACAAAGUCAAAUUUUAUUUCCUUGUACACAGUGAUGUGUGUACUUGUAUUUUUAAUUUAUAAUGGGGAUUUACAGAUGGAGAAAAACCAGAGAAGACACGUCUGUACUGUUGUUGGAAUCAGGGGUGGGGCGUUAUUUAAUCUGCAGAUCUACAUGAACUGCCAGGGUGCUGUUUCACAGAGCUGCUUAACAAUUUGCAGAAAAUUUGCGCUUUCAAGAUUUUGUGUACGGUAACCAUUAUUUCAUGGCGUUGCUUUGCGUGCUUGUGCUUACGCAUAUCCAAACCUAGUGAUUCUCAUUGUUAUGUUGCUAAGUUGAGCAAUUUUCCCUCUAAGGUAAGCGAGUGUCAGCACCUAUGUACAGAAAUUAACGGCAACAGAAUGCAGUAACUCAAAGGCAGUAUGUUUGUGUGAUAAUUUAAAUUGACACAUUUGGUUUGAAAAUUGUUCUGUAGAUAACUUUCCAAGAUAACAAUGGCGCACCUUGAGGAAGAAUUGAAGGCAUGACAAAGGCAUGCCCACUCUGUCUCCCAAUAGUCUCCCAAUCAGUCGGUGAUGUAAAGAGGACCGUGAUUAGCCAACAUGUCAUGUUAGUGUGGGAUCUUUGAAAAGUUGCUCAGAUUUCUUAGCAUGGCCAUUUAUGACCCUACUGAAUGGUUUUAUCCACUUUUAGUGUAAACAGUCCCACAGAAAACCACGGUGUUUGAUAUUUUUUUUUACUGCAUGGAGUUGUGUUUUGUCUAUAUAUAUGGACCACACAAACUUUUGGUAUACCAAGCAAAGUUACAUCCUUCAACUAUUUUACCCAGUUAUUUUGUGUCUUCCAAAAUAUGCAGCCUCUCGUUUAUUUUUCAUAGUAAAGAAAAAAAAUUAGGUGGAGGAGAGAAAUUCUAAAGGUUUAUUUUAGAAGCUGAUUUUUUUCAGCACUGUGUAUAAGAAUUCUUUGUCCUUGGUUUAGAUAUUUUUCUUGUGCCUUAAAGCAGUUGAUGCAAAUGUUUAAAUUUUUACAAGUAAAUGUACAAAUAUAUGAACAUAAUUUUUAUUACUAAUCCAUAAUCUUAUCUGUGAUUUAUUGGCCCACCAAAGACAAGCCAGUUCAGUUUUCCAAGAAAAAUGUUUAUAAAUUCAACCUUUCACCAUGAACAUCAUCAGCUGUCAAAUAUUAUAUUCAUUCAAAGGUUUUUUCUGCACAGACUGUACAUACUUGUUACAUAAAAUUAUUAUGCAAAUGGUUGCAGGUAAAAGGGUGUUCGCCGCAGUGCCUAUCAAGACAUUGAAGAAUUGAAACACGUCAAGGCCAUUUUAACGGCAAAAGGAAAUACAAAAGCAGAGUGCCUUUAAAUAUUUAAAUAGUGAAUUUUUAGAAAAAUGAAAUGGAUGGACUUUCGUUAAAAUAACUUAUUUCUUUAUCAUCUUCAUUGUAUGAAGUCAAAAUAAAAUACCACUGUCAGGGGUACCUGGGAAGUAACUUGUGGUACUUAACAACCCCCCCCCCCCGACUUGGCCAUGUUUCCAGUGCAGUGGAACAGUUGGAUUGCUAGCCUCUGCAGCAGCCUGGGCACAAUUCGUUUUGUAGCUGUGGGGACAAAAGUUGGCCCCCCAUCACAAUACUGGUGUUCACAACAUCUACGUUUCAACCUAUGCAGGCGGAUC
Molecule: messenger RNA, 5290 nt
Organism: Acanthaster planci (crown-of-thorns starfish)
Lineage: Eukaryota; Metazoa; Echinodermata; Asteroidea; Valvatida; Acanthasteridae
Molecular function (GO): protein binding
Source: RefSeq, a predicted model, not a curated record